CCGAGCGCCUGAUGGCGGGACGGAAGAAAAUCCUUCUAAAGGUUAUCAUUGUAGGUGACAGCGGCUUUGAUUCCAGUGUGGGGAAAACAUCACUGAUGAAUCAGUAUGUGACCCGCAAAUUCAGCAACCAAUACAAGGCCACCAUCGGUGCUGACUUCCUUACCAAGGAAACGGUUGUGGACGACCGAGUGGCCACUCUGCAGCUGUGGGACACCGCUGGCCAAGAGCGAUUUCAGUCUUUGGGUGUGGCGUUCUACCGGGGUGCUGAUUGUUGCGUUCUAGUCUAUGAUGUCACCAUGCCGAAUACAUUCAAGACGCUUGACUCCUGGCGAGAUGAAUUUCUCAUUCAGGCCAGUCCUCGCGAUCCUGAGAAUUUCCCGUUUGUUGUUAUCGGAAAUAAGUGUGAUCUACCCAACCGAGCUGUCGCAGAACGUCGUGCACGCCAGUGGUGUCAAAUGAAGGGUAAUUUGCCCUACUUUGAGUGCAGCGCUAAAGAGGCUACCAACGUGGAUCAGGCAUUCCAGCACGUGGCUCGCGUUGCGCUUGCCCAAGAAUCUG
This is a messenger RNA of Opisthorchis viverrini, 558 nucleotides long. RefSeq lists its product as hypothetical. The transcript is spliced from 3 exons. The annotation marks the transcript as partial. Gene Ontology annotation, molecular function: GTP binding; GTPase activity. The record is from RefSeq and is a predicted model, not a curated record. Lineage: Eukaryota; Metazoa; Platyhelminthes; Trematoda; Opisthorchiida; Opisthorchiidae. Gene Ontology annotation, cellular component: late endosome; lysosome; phagocytic vesicle. Gene Ontology annotation, biological process: endosome to lysosome transport; phagosome-lysosome fusion.